Zonotrichia albicollis (white-throated sparrow) is the source of this 1137-nucleotide messenger RNA. The record is from RefSeq and is a predicted model, not a curated record. Lineage: Eukaryota; Metazoa; Chordata; Aves; Passeriformes; Passerellidae.
AUGGACGGACAGGUCAGGGCGGAGCCAGCCUGGGCGCACACGGUGCUGCCGCUGCCGGAGGCGGUGCGGGAGUUCGAGGAACAAAUCCAGGCCGGGCUGCAGACCCUGAAGGACGACAGGGACAAACUCCUGGAGCUCCGGGAGGCUGAAAUGAGGAGAAACUGGGAGUGUUUGGAGCGGACCGAGGCGGAGCGGCAGCGCCUCCUGUCCCAUUUCCAGGGGCUGCGCCUGUGCCUGGAGGAGCUUUCGCGGCGCCUCCUGGCGCGGCUGCGGCGCCUGGAGAGCGACAUCGGGCGGGCGCAGGAGGAGAAGGUGACGGCGCUGACCCAGGAGAUCUCCCGGCUCGAGAGCCGCGCCCUGGAGCUGCAGCGGCGGCGGCGGCAGCCGGCGGGCGCCUUCCUGCAGGACAUCAGCAGCACCUUGAGCAGGUAAGGAAAUGAAAAUUUCCAGCUGCCCCCGUCGCCUCUUCCAGAUUUGGAAAAUAAAAUUCAACAUUUCAGGGAGGAAAACGUUCCGCUGGAGGAGACGCUGAGGAGAUUCCGAGGUAUUGGAGCAGACAUCCUGGCCUUCGAGCUGCCGGAGAAAAAGACCCCCGGGAGUGGGACAGAGACCCCCAGGAAUGGGGCAGAGGCCCCUGGGAGUGGGACAGAGACCCCCGGGAGUGGGACAGAGACCCUCAGGAAUGGGGCAGAGACCUCUGGGGGCUCCGAGUGGGAGCUCUGGUCCAUGGGGCUCUGCCAGGGCCAGUUCUGGGCUCUCACCUCCCUGGAGCGCGUCCCGCUGUUCCUCGCCCGGGUCCCCAGCAGGGUGAGGGUGGCCCUGGACUACGAGAGGGGCCAGGUGGCGUUUUUCGAUGCCGACGAGAGGAGUUUGAUCUUCGCCUUCCCGGCGGCCUCGUUCCAGGGGCAGAGCGUCCGCCCCUGGUUCCUGGUGUGGGGAGAGGGCGCCCGCAUCACCCUGUGCCCCUGAGCGCCCCCAAAUCCCGGGGUUUUCGCACCAUUCCCGGCUCUCCCAGGGAUUUGUGGCUGCUGGAGUUGCUGAGCACCCCUCGGGGUCGCUGUCCUGAGGUGUCACCCCCAAAUCUGGGGGCUGAAAACGGAGCUAAAUCUGUCCCACCCCAUCCUGUCCCACCCCAAU